Galleria mellonella (greater wax moth) is the source of this 4705-nucleotide messenger RNA. It is a transcript of the gene Rab5, whose product is annotated as ras-related protein Rab-5B. The coding region runs from base 226 to 879 and encodes 217 amino acids. The record is from RefSeq and is a predicted model, not a curated record. Lineage: Eukaryota; Metazoa; Arthropoda; Insecta; Lepidoptera; Pyralidae. Gene Ontology annotation, molecular function: GTPase activity; GTP binding. The transcript has 6 exons.
CAAUUUUUUUUUUGUGAAACGUCUCGCUCGCUCGCUCUCUUGCUUCCAUGUUUGUUCGGGGUAAUUUCGCAUUUCUGUGUUAGAUUUUCUAGUUUGUCGUGUAAAAAUUUGUGUUAAUAACAUUUUAAGUGUGUAAUUAAUGAUAUUGUCGGCAUCACGGCGACCUCGUGAGGAUUUCUCGCCCGAGGAAAGGUGCACAUCGGCGAUAUAAUAACAGGGAGGGACAUGGCUACAAACAGGAGCGGGGCGGCACAGCGGCCGAACGGCGCUCCGCAGACGAAGGUGUGCCAAUUCAAACUGGUGUUACUAGGGGAGUCAGCGGUGGGGAAAUCGUCGCUCGUACUGCGAUUCGUCAAAGGCCAGUUCCACGAGUACCAGGAGAGUACGAUUGGUGCUGCCUUCCUCACGCAGACGGUGUGCCUCGACGACAUCACUGUUAAAUUCGAGAUUUGGGAUACAGCGGGACAGGAGAGGUAUCACAGCUUAGCGCCGAUGUACUAUAGGGGCGCUCAGGCCGCCAUCGUCGUCUACGACAUCACUAAUCAGGACACAUUCGGACGCGCCAAGAACUGGGUGAAGGAGCUGCAGCGGCAGGCGUCGCCGUCGAUCGUGAUCGCGCUGGCGGGCAACAAGAGCGACCUGGCCGCCAAGCGCAUGGUCGAGUUCGAGGAGGCGCAGGCGUACGCGGACGAGAACGGGCUGCUCUUCAUGGAGACCAGCGCCAAGACCGCCAUGAACGUCAACGAUAUAUUCUUAGCUAUCGCGAACAAGUUACCAAAGAGCGAGAGCGGCGGCGGCGGCGGCGGCGGCGGCGCGGGCGCGGGCGCGCGGCGGCUCAACGACGGCGACGCGCCGCGCGCCUCCUCCUGCUGCAAGUGAUACGGCCGCGCGCAGAUAAGUUCGCUAGCAGGUGAGGGCGCAAGCGGGGGUUGAAACACGCAGCGCUGCCGCCGCCGCCGCCCCUUCCCCUCCCCCCGGCCCACGCACACGCCGAGACAGCUAGGAGGCCUAACGUGCACGUAACACUCACACCUUCUAGCUGAACACACACACACACCUAUGUUUUUGUCACGCGUGAACUGUAAUAUUACAUUCUCGAACGUAGACACCGGCCCGUGACUCGAGCACGACUUUCAACGGGACCUGUACCGAAGUACACCGAUGUUUUAAUUAUCUGUCGAAUUUUAUAAACGAUUGAAUUAAUAUUGUUAUUUCUGAUUAAUUACUUAGGAAUUGCUCUCAUGGCGAACUAAAAUGUUAAACGUGCAAUGAGAUGUUUAAAAGCUAAAAAAAAAAAAUGAUUUUGGUAUUUGAAUAAUUCCGAAGUAAAUUAUGAAGUAGGUGCAAAAUAUUUAAUUCAUUCUAUAAUUAAUGUAUUAGUUCGCUAUCAGAACACAUCAAGUAAUCAUUCGUAAAUAUUGAAAGAUUGUCAUUUGUUCUUAGAAAUUCACAGAUAAUUUGUGUAAACGCCACGUCGCGUGCCCGUUAAGGUUUACUUAUAAAAGCGUCCGUAGAGCAAUUGCGGACGUGCGAGGUCGUGUUCUAGUCGGUGGCCGCGUGCCGUGCGCCUGGCGGGGGUCGUGCCGGGCGGCAGUGCGGCGGCGGCGGCCGCGUUAUUAUAUUAUACAAAAGCUAAAUAUAAAAUGAUACAUAGAUUUAACCUAUUUGUAAUUCUAAUGAGAUGUAAUAAAGAUAUAUUUAAUUUCGUUUGUAUCAUGUUAUAGGCAGUCGGUUGCACUGUUCCCGCGUAGUUUAAGGGUUACUUAACCAGAAUCGGUCCUAGCCGUAUUGUGUCGUUACAAUAUUGAUAUAUAUGUUAUACCGUGGAUGCUAUAGUUGGAUGAGCUGGUAGCGUCGCUCGCGGACCUUGGAAAUUAUUAAAUAUGAAUUACACCAUACGAUAUAAUCGAAUUUAUGUUCGUUUAUAUUUCUUCUUACGUACGCGGGAAGUAAAAUAAGUAAAUUUAUAUAAAAAAGGUAGUUUAAAAAAAAAAAAACUCAAUUUGUCCAACUAAAGUAUGUUUUGUAUUUCACAUAGAAGCCUAAGCUUCAUUACUAUCAAAAUUAUGGUGAAGGUGCAUUUACAUUCGCGUUCAUAAUCACUUUAUUUUUUUUUUUAAUUUUUAUAACACAUUUAGUGCAGGUUGCGAGUACUAAAGUAACAAACGUGUCGAUCGUUGUAAAUUGUAUCUAGAAUGAAGUUGUGAAUGCGUUCCCAAACGUGAUUCCCGUGGACUGAAACAUAAAAUUGGCCUAAGAAACCACCAUAUGCAGCCUAGUUCAAAUUUUAUUAGAGAAAAAAAAACUAAUAUUUAAAAAUAGAACCCUAAUGUCGACGCCAUUAGGUCUAAAUAAUUUUAUUUUUAGUCCACGACAAUCGCUCGCGGAAUGAAAUCUUUUUAUGUAUCGCUGCUGCCCAUUUCCUUAAUAGCCGGUCGUUGUAUUGGAGCUGGACUCAUUCAAAUUGCCGUUAGUAACAAUAAACUGUAUUACAUUGUGCGCAAGGUUCAAUUUACACAUCGAAAUAACGAGUGGUAUAUUUCGCGAACACUGACGGGGUUUCAUCGCUUCCUUAAUCGUCAUUUAUUCACAAGCUCCUAGUAUAAUUUGUAUUUCACCCUCCUUCACAUUGUUUGGCCUGUGUGUACACAUUUCAGUAUUUUAAUUAAUAUGUACCUUAAAUUUUUAGUUUCUAUCUAUAUUGUAAUAUAUAAUUUUUUUAUAUAUAUAUAUUUUUAACUCUUGUAACAUUUUUAAUCAUAUAAAAUACAAUAUUCAAUUUAGAAACAUAAUAUCUACAUGUACUAAAGUAAUAGACAAUUAUCCGACAUACAUUAUUGUAUUGAAAUGUGUAGGGUUGAACAAUUUCUUAUUUAGUUCAUAUAAAUAAUGCAUAGUUAUUUAAAAUUAGAUUUACGUGUCUCAGUUUAGGUCGUUAUAGUUACUUUAAACACUAAUUAUUCGAUGGACAAACUGUUUCAAUUAUGUUACAAAAAAAAAAAGUAUAAUUUUAUAUAUAAAUAUAUAUAUUAAGUGUAUUUCAGUGAGUCUUGCUUUGAUAGUAGCUCUAUCUUUUCCAUGUUUGUAAAAUCGCAUUCCAGAUGGGAAAUAGCUCGUAUGACAUGUAGACAAUCAGCUCAGUAGACCGUGGUUUGACCUACAGUUUGAUUCUAAUCGCCGGAACACACUGUUUCGGUAUCUAUAUUAAAUAUUCACUCGCACACUCCGCUGCAAGCGUUCGUGUAACUCUUUUCCCGUAACUGAGGGUUGCCAGUUCUUAAUUGUGCAAAUAUAUUGAUGUUUGAUACAUGUGUCGAAAUAAAAUUUAAUUUUAAUUUAAUAAUUCUACCGGCUUUGGAUAAUAUCCAUUCAGCCAACGAAAUAAAGUAUUAUUGGUGGUUAGGUUUUGUUAAAAAAAUAAAUUGUAAUUUAUAUAUUAGUGGCAACCCUACCCGGGUCGGUUACAACGGCGUAGUGUGCGAGGCGCCAGUAUAAACAUCUUAAAAGAUAAUAUUUUUUUAAUGGCUUGCAUCGUAAUAUAAUUUGGUAGCAUUAUAUCUACUAGGGGAAUGAUUUUUUUAACCGAACUAAGGUGGAACGCGACAUCUAUGAGUGCAAACGAGCCCUCACUAUUUGCAAUCGCUACAAACUGCGUAAUAAUGUUUUGUGAUAUUAUGUCAAUCGAUGCCUGUGCUUUGAAACGAGCAAUAUUGUUAUUGCAUUUGGUAUACAGAUGUCCCAUUCAUAAUGUAGUGAGAUUUUAUUCACCAUUCGAGCUGCCGACAAGUGUACAGAACGCUCGUUUGAGACUGUUACGACUGUUGCUGGCGUGCGACUCGUAAGUUUUAUUUUACAUACAUAAUAUGUAUACAGUUUUUGGAAAAAUAUAUUUUUAAUUAUAUAUCAAACUGUUUGUUAGUUAUUAACUAAUCCAACAUCGGCAUCUAUGCCUCGUCCGUUUUAUUAUUUUCACGUUUUAAGUCUUGUAACAAUAUUAAGGUCUUGCAAUAACUUUUAUAAGUAAACAGUGACCUAAUUGAACAAGAUCAGCGGGUCUACCAUGAAAUGAAAUGCCGAACUUUCGGACUCAAUUUCGUGUUUUUGUUUAUACCAAAAUCGGACCAAUAAAUGGAGUUUAACAUUUCGUUCGUCAUACAUCCUAUCGUACAAGUCCAAAGGAACAAUAUUUUAACAUUUUUAAUAUUUCCAAACGGCAUGUAUUAUGUAAUUUUAACAUCAAAUUUCUGUUUCGUUUGGCUCCGAAAUUUCGGAAAACAUUUCAUGGUAGGCCCUCAGACAUCAAAUAUAGUUUCACAUUUAGCUCUUUUGUUGCCAUGAUUUUGGCAGACAUGAACCCAAAAAACUUGUUCCCAUUCGGGAAGUGAUUACGUAGAGGUGAUUCUGAUAAUAUAUACAGACGGUCAGAGCAAAUCUUUUUAUAUGUAUAGAUAAAAUGGACUAGGUGGUUGGUAUGUAUAAUGUCAGCUUCAGUAAUGCUUAGAAUAUUUCCGUGGCGUUGCGUCGCAGUCAGCGCCGCUGAAGCGGGGAUUUUUUUGAACUAAAUCAGUUUAUUAUUUAAAAAUACAAACACAACAGCAGACAAGCGAAGGGACGCUGUGAAGGUAACAUUGUAUGUUUUUGUAUUGUGUAAAUAUUUUGGAUUUAUUAAGAUUAUUAUAUUGAAUAAAAAAAUAUUGUAAAUGGA